GGAUACUAUACCUCAGUCUGCAGCAACAUUUUCUCACUAAGUCAGUCAUACUGAACUCCCAGGCAUUCGUGGCUAUACACGGUCCAUUGUGAUGGCAACAGAAGCAUUUCUCCAGCAGCUGAUGACAAAUCCUGACAGACUAAACAGUUUAGCAGAGGACGCAAAAGAACUGGCUCUUUUUCAUGGCAUUAUUACACGCACACAUGAGACCCCCAAUUCAUCUGAGGUUGUGACCUACUUCCCGGUCACACUCUUUCCCACUCCUGUGCCCAAAGCUGCCUUCCUCCAGGCUCUGGCAGUGCAAACUCACUACAACACACUGGUAGACAAGAUUAGCCAGGACCCAGACUUUCUGGAAGAGGCUCUCACAGGUACUAUCCAGGCAGAUGAUUUCACCGCUAGGUUGUUUGGCAUAUACAGACAAGUGCAACAGGAAGGUCGAGCACAGUCCAUUGUGGUGGGUUUGAAUCGGUCUGACUACAUGCUGGAUCAAAGGGACGAUGGAACUGUUUCCCUGAAGCAAAUAGAAAUCAACACUAUUUCUGCUGCUGGAUUUGGGACCACUGACCAUCUUCCUGUGGUGCACAGGCACACUCUGAAGUCAGUUGGACUUCUGAAAGAGAGUGAGUCUAUUCCAGAUACAAACAGUAUUACUCCUGGAAUGAGUGCUGCUCUUGCCAAGGGCUGGGAGCUGUACGGUCAACCAAAGGCAGUAAUCCUGUUUCUGGUUGAGGAUGUCCAGAUAAGCAGACUCACUCAUCUUUGCAUGGAGAAAGAGCUGUGGAACAGGAAUAUUCCUGUUAUCCGCAGAAGGUUUGAGGAGGUGUCCAGAAGAGCAUCUCUGGGUGAUGACAAAAAACUGUUUAUUGAUGGGCUGGAGGUAGCUGUUGUGUACUUCCGCUAUGGCUACAUGCCGGACAACUACACAGAAGAGACUUGGGAUGCUCGUCUUCUGAUGGAGCGCUCUCUGGCUGUGAAAUGUCCAGAUAUCAGCACUCACCUAGCUGGAACCAAGAAGGUCCAGCAGGUGCUUGCGAAACCUGGAGUUCUGGAGAAGUUCUUUCCCGGCCAGCCCCAAAUAGUGGAGCAGAUCAGAGCAACGUUCACUGGCCUCUACACUCUAGACAUGGGUCCAGAAGGUGACCAGGCAGUGGCCAUGGCUUUGGCCAUCCCGGAUAAGUUUGUCCUGAAGCCUCAGAGAGAAGGAGGAGGGAACAAUUAUUUUGGAGAAGACAUUGUCCGAGUACUACAGGAGGUCAAAAGUGAGAAAAGGAGAGCUGCUUAUAUUCUGAUGGACAGGAUCAGACCAAGAACAGACCUGAACGUCCUGCUGAGGAGAGGACUUCCACUAAAAAUCACCUCUGUUUGCUGUGAAUUAGGAAUCUGUGGGGCCUAUGUGAGGCACGGUGAAGAAAUGGUCCUCAAUGAGGUUCCUGGUCACAUUUUGAGGACAAAGAGCAUUGAGCACAAUGAUGCAGGCAUAUUGGCUGGAGUCUCUGUGUCUGACAAUCCACUCAUCAGCUGAAGGCUACUUGUGGCAAAUCUGGUGGCCCUGAGAAUUCAAUGCACUUCAACAUAAGAACGCAUGCAAAUAGACAGAACAUAGAAUAAUAAAGAAAACAUCUUCAUUCGACAACAGAAAGCGUUGUGUUUUG
This is a messenger RNA of Larimichthys crocea (large yellow croaker), 1655 nucleotides long. Its product is annotated as glutathione synthetase. Bases 92 to 1525 code for a protein of 477 amino acids. Gene Ontology annotation, molecular function: ATP binding; glutathione synthase activity; glutathione binding. Gene Ontology annotation, biological process: glutathione biosynthetic process. The transcript is spliced from 13 exons. The record is from RefSeq and is a predicted model, not a curated record. NCBI's taxonomy places the organism in Eukaryota, Metazoa, Chordata, Actinopteri, Sciaenidae. Gene Ontology annotation, cellular component: cytosol.